Beta vulgaris subsp. vulgaris (sugar beet) is the source of this 642-nucleotide messenger RNA. RefSeq names its product protein FAR1-RELATED SEQUENCE 5-like. The record is from RefSeq and is a predicted model, not a curated record. The transcript is spliced from 2 exons. NCBI's taxonomy places the organism in Eukaryota, Viridiplantae, Streptophyta, Magnoliopsida, Caryophyllales, Amaranthaceae. Bases 1 to 642 code for a protein of 213 amino acids.
AUGUUUGAGAGAUUGGGGAUACUAUGUGCUCAUGCUUUGAAGGUCCUUGAUGUCAUGAACAUUAAAUUGAUACCCGAGAAAUAUAUUUUGAAACGUUGGACUAGAGAAGGUAGGAGUGGGGUCGUGCAAGAUAGAUGUGGGAGGACUGUUCUUGAGGACCCUCGGUUGGAAGCUACUCUUAGAUAUAGAGCUUUAUGCAGGAAAUUUUUAAAAGUUGCAUGUCAAGCAUAUAACUUUGUAGAAGUAUCCUCAUUGGUCGAUAAUGGCUUGGAUAAUAUUACUGUUGAGGUUAACAAGAAAUUGUCAAGCAUGAAAGCAGAGCAAAGCUAUCGGGUUGCUUCCAUUGUUCCUGAUUUGAAUGCACAAGUUCAGCCAAGUAGUGUAGAAGACUACAUUUCUAGCAAGGCUACUUUGAAGAAAAAAGAAUCGAAAAAGGCUAGAAAAAGAAGAAAAAGUUGGACCGAGAAAUUUCAUGAUAAGAAUGUCAAAACUCAACCAUCUAAAACAAGUGAGACCAAGCGUAGCAAGAACAAUGCACCAUCACGUGAACAAAGUAAAGAAAAACAGCCACCAAAGCAUCCGGAGUCUGAAAUGCGUAAUCUUGGGACUUAUUCAAGAGCUGUUGACAAACUUUCUUUUUAG